AUGGUUACAAGCCAGAGGUUCUCCCGGCCACGUAGCUGCCUAGGGCGCGCAAUUCGAAGACAAUUGCUAGCUGUGACAGUCUUCCUUAGCAUCAGCCAGUUGCGGGGUCCAGCCAGCUCCUUCGUGCUGCGCCGCUUUGUGCCUUCCUGGAUCCUGCAUGCAGAGGCUGAUGAAAGCAGAAGUGUUGCUACGCAACCUGCGUUGAGCAAGGUGGGCGCCACAAUUGCAGAGCCAUUUGGCUAUGCCGAAGACUUGGAGCAAUCGCUCACGCCGCCGAAAAAGGCGACAAACAGUCCUUGGCAGAUGGCGCAGUCGUCGUUGCAGGAGAUGCUGGCAGCCAGCGAGGCACAGCAGCUCAUUGCAAAUGUCUCUCAGACGCGAGAUCUGGCGGCUGCGGGUGCAGUUCUCACGCUCGCUCUAGCAUCCGAAGCACCGCUUUUGAAGAUGGCCACUGUCGCAGAGGAUGCGAUCCGAAUGCUGUCUGGCCUGCAGCUAGCUACUGUGCAGGACGUUUUGGCUGCAGCAUCGUCUUCCAGCUUGGCAGAGGGCUUGCCAGCCUUCAUAGCGAGCUCGCUUCUUUUGGCAGCAGCAAGCACUGCCAGCCAAGCAGCACUCGGCGAGGCUUCUCAACGCUCGGACUGGCUGCAGGCUUUGAAUGCAACGGCCCAGGAGAUUUGGGAAAGUGGCACAGGCAGCUUGAGCAGCCAGGCCGCGACGCUUUUGAAGGAGGUCGCAAAAGUCUUUGCUGCAUUUGAUGAGCAAAUCAGUACUGAGGCGGUAGACGUGCCCUCGGCCGAAUCUAGUCAUGGCAUCGCGUUGCGCUGUGGAAGCGCAAGGCGCCAGGGGAAGGAUUGGAUUCUCCCGAUUGAGGUCCAACUCUACCGCCGAAACGAAGGGCGUCAUGCAAUGUUACUCGGCAUGUGCCGACAGCUUCUUUUCCGUUCGCUGCACGGCGUGACCGAAAGUGACUUUAACGCAGAUGCGGAGAAAUUAUAUGAGGAGCGCGCUCGACUGAUCUUUCGCAGCCUUCAAUUGCCCUCCAGCGAUCGCGCACUUCAGCGCUUGGAAGUCAGAGUCGGGGGUCCUCGUGAUGAUGAUGAAGGUUGGCAUCUAUUGCCGCCAACAGACGGGCAAGGAUUGAUCCAGGCCAAUGUGAAGUUCACCGACGAUGAUAUCCCGCUAGCGGACCGCUUUAUGGAACAAGCUCAGGUGGAGGUGCGCCUGGCGGAUGCAGAUGUCGCCGCUCAGCCUCAGGACGUUCCGAGGAUCGUCGCACCUCCGAGCAAGGCAGUUGCUACAAUGGUUCGUCCACAAGGCUUCGGAGUCAUCUCUGACAUUGAUGACACCGUGAAAGUGACAGAAGUCUUUCACGGCAUCAAGGCGGUGCUCCAGAAUACGUUCCUCAAAUCCUUUGAUGACGUGCCUGGCAUGGCUCAGCAGUACCGAGGCUGGGCGCAGCUGGGCGCCAGCUUUCACUAUGUUUCAAAGAGCCCGCCAGAGCUACACGGACCACUGUCUGAAUUUCUGAACAGCAAGGGCUUCCCCGUGUCCUCGAUUCACCUUUGUCCACUCCUCGGACGUGACCGGGCAAAUUUCAAGCUUCGGCAGGUGACAAGUCUCCUCUCCCAGUUCCCAGACCGAAAGUUUGUGUUGGUCGGGGACUCUGGGGAGAAGGACGCCGAGGUCUAUGCCGAGAUCAUGCGAAGCCAUCCAGACCAAGUCAUAAAGGCCAGAGCUGCGUUUGAAGGAGAAGACGACGAGAAGUGGCAGGUGUUCGCGGAUGCGGCUGAUGUGAAGCUGGAGACCGUGAGCACUUUCAAGUGGCCCAGUUGGCUUCCAUGGUCCAAGCGCCCGAAAGAUGCAGAGGUUGAGGCGCGAGCGCCCGAAACCUUUACACGUACCAAGGACAGCCACUUGGAUGCACAAAUUGCGCAUUCUAUAUUCGCCCCCUGCUUCUACAGGUACCAGGAGGCCGAGGUCUACUUGCAAAAGGCAGUGACUGGCUACUUCAGUCCAUUGACGCUCCAUGAGGAGGAGGUCUGGCACGACUACGGCCUGGCACUUUGGCACGUCGGCCGCCACAUGGAGGCCGCUCACAGCUUCCAGAAUGCCAUCAUCACGAACCCAGGCUUCCCGAAAGGGCACAACAACCUGGCCUGUGCCUUGGUGCUGCUGGGUUUGUCCGCCGAACCCAUGAACACGCAGCUGGUGCAGCAGGGCAUACAGGCGGCCGAACAAGCCAUAACCAUGGCGCCACACGUGCCCCUCUAUUGGCGCAAUGCCGCAGUCUUGCUGAACAUGGCUGGAGAUCAGCAUGCGGCAGUCGCAGCAUGGGAACGCUUCCGGCAGGGCGACCCACGAGCCGCAGCCGCAGAAGAGGUGAACGGCAUCCCAAGAGAUUGCACCUGGCAGUUCUAUUUUCGCUGA
Molecule: messenger RNA, 2427 nt
Organism: Effrenium voratum
Lineage: Eukaryota; Dinophyceae; Suessiales; Symbiodiniaceae
Source: the annotation of a GenBank genome assembly